GUACCACAACUCGAGUUCAGUAACAACAAUAACCUCAAACACCACUAUCACAGCCAUCAAUACCAGCAGCACAUCCACGACGAGGCCAGCCAUCAGUCGGCCACCAAUUACGGCAACUUUCUGUCGAUACCUGUCUUCACGUUUCCCUCAAAAGACGCGUCCAGAGGACGACAUUCCAGGUCUAAGUCGCCGAGUCGUGGCUGUCCUCCAGCGGCGCCCACUGUUUGUCCGCAAAUCACAAUAUCUGCCGCCGAGUCUGUGGAGCGACUGAUGGACGACAAGUAUAUGUCAUCGCAAGUGGAGGACGAAGGCAUUGAAUGCGAACAGGACUUCAUCGCAAGGGAAUCCAAAAAAUCGCUUAAAGACUGCAAACGGGGUGACAGUUACGCCUCGUUUGAGAUGCACUCCCGGCCAGAAUCACUGGGUAGUUCCCGACAGGAGCUGAGGUCCGCAGUCGACGGGCACAAGAAGUUGCGCCGAAAUCGGUUGAUCUCAUCGCCCACUCACUCACUCGAGGACUUCAAUAUGGAACCGAUCCGACGGUCGGGCGAUAGCCUACGGGCGCCCAAAAUCCGGCGAAACCCUUCGUGGCCGGCGGUCAUGAUCUCACCGAACUCGAGCUCUUCGUCCGAAUACGAGGCGUCCAAACGGGACCAGUCGUGGUCGCUAUCGGCCAAGAAGUUGUCGUCAUCGCCGGUACAGCAGCACAAGUCGUCCGCCUAUUUGACUCCCAAAGUGAAGAAACUGCACAAACGGCGGCUCAAGUCGUCGUCUAAACGACCGCAACUCGAGUCCAGUCUAUCUGUGAAUAGCUGUCCCAUUAGUAGCGAUAAUAGACUGUCGGCGCGGGUUUCAUGGUUUCAAUCGUCGCGCUCGUCGUCUACGGAGUCGUUCCUGUCGUCCGCUCCCGACGACGACAACACCAUUAUCUCCCAAAUCCGGUGCCGUAAACACCAUUCGUCGCAAUCUCUGUGCGACCGCUCUGUCUGUGAUAUAUUUAACGCCGCGGCCAAUGAUUAUGACUUUACCGGCGCUGGAGGUGGAGGUAGUGGUGGUGUCUGUGGUGGACAAUCGGCCCCAUAUUUACGCCCAAAACAGGCCAUCGCUUCCAUAUCGGACACGGCGUUAGAUAAACGCGUCAACGAUCCCAUCAAUUGUUUUGAAAAGCAAUCGUCAAAACCGGUCAGCAAUUCAUUGGACGCGUCGUCGGCGUCGAGAAAGCGCUCCAAACGUACGAUACAUAAGCAAAAGGCUAUGCAAGAGGACGACCACAUUUUCGACUCGUUUCUCGAUAAACAACUUCUGUUGGAAAGGAUUUGA
Molecule: messenger RNA, 1320 nt
Organism: Medioppia subpectinata
Lineage: Eukaryota; Metazoa; Arthropoda; Arachnida; Sarcoptiformes; Oppiidae
Source: the annotation of a GenBank genome assembly